Lacerta agilis (Sand lizard) is the source of this 868-nucleotide messenger RNA. RefSeq names its product spermatogenesis associated 19 (gene SPATA19). NCBI's taxonomy places the organism in Eukaryota, Metazoa, Chordata, Lepidosauria, Squamata, Lacertidae. The record is from RefSeq and is a predicted model, not a curated record. Bases 123 to 668 code for a protein of 181 amino acids. The transcript has 7 exons.
CGCAAUAAUGUCUCCCUGCCACAAACACACAACUGGAAUUGCAGAGGCCACAAGUUUUCUAUGGCAGAUGAGAACGGUGGCUGAGGCAAGGGAGAUCUGGCCCUCGCUAAGAGUGCCUCAGGAUGAUCAUUACCACAUGGGGAGCGUACAUCUUGUUCCGCAGGGCUUCUAGAACACCUUUCCCAGCUGACGAUGCUCCAGCUGAUAACAUAGUUGAGCCAGAGAUAGAGUACGUAUUGGAGCAUUGGCUGAAGAAGAUUGAAGAAGAUGCUGUCAAGAUCUUUAGGCAGAAGUCAGAAAACAGGUCGGACUGCCAGAUGGAAGGGAUCAGAACUUUUCCUUCGGUUGGCCUAGAUUUGGCGGCAGCAAGAUCAAAACCAGAAACCUGGGAGACCUUUGAAGACAGGAGGCCACCAAGGGAGUGUUCCAGCACAAUACUUUCAUCCAGUUCCAGCCUGGACCUGACAGAUGACAGGACAAGGAUCCAGUUUGUCCGAUGGAGUCACACCCGGGUGUAUCAUGUCACGAGCGAUAUGAGAAAGGAUGCCAUGCAAGAGAGGCUGGAUAAAGUGAGCAAUAGUGUCUCCAGGGUCAUGUUCCAAGCUGUGACUGACCUGGACAGCGGCCCGUCGGACGCCAAUCUCCACUUCUCAAUGCCAGCGUAUUAAGACAUGGACAGAGUCCCUAUUUCCUUGUGGCUCUUGAGGAGAAGGAGAUGCCCUUCCUGUUCUGCCCUCUGGGUCUUCUUCUUCGGCUGUGAAAGCCCUGCCUUCUUGAAACGGCCAGAGAAGCAGCUUGAAUCCCGCGGAAGGAUUUGCUUAUUUUUUUUUGCUCGGGCUAUUAUAAAUGCCUGGCUUUGUGAACUGUG